Messenger RNA from Coregonus clupeaformis (lake whitefish), 1507 nucleotides. RefSeq names its product neuronal pentraxin-1-like. Bases 17 to 1291 code for a protein of 424 amino acids. The transcript is spliced from 8 exons. Lineage: Eukaryota; Metazoa; Chordata; Actinopteri; Salmoniformes; Salmonidae. The record is from RefSeq and is a predicted model, not a curated record.
CGUCCUCCCUCCCAGCAUGGUGAUCACCAAGGGUCUCCCUGGGCGCUACACGGCCGUCCAGAUGCACCUCCACUGGGGCGGCUGGGACCUGGAGGAGAGCGGGGCAGAACACACCCUGGAUGGCAUCAGAUACAUGGCAGAGCUCCACGUUGUUCAUUAUAACUCUGAUAAGUACAAGAGCUUUCAAGAGGCCAGCGACAAGCCUGAUGGACUGGCAGUUCUAGCCUUCUUCUACGAGGACGGACAUUUUGAGAACACCUACUACAGCGAUUUCAUCAACAACCUGGAAAAAGUCAAGUACGCAGGCCAGUCCAUGAACAUAUCUACCCUCAACGUGCGUUCCAUGCUGCCCGAGAACCUGAACCAUUUCUUCAGAUACCAGGGCUCUCUCACCACCCCUCCAUGUUACGAGAGCAUCCUGUGGACCGUGUUCGACACGCCCAUCACUCUCUCUCACAACCAGAUCAGGAAGUUGGAAAGCACUCUGAUGGACAUGGACAAUAUGACCCUGUGGAAUGAUUACCGCAUGGCCCAACCUCUCAACGACCGCGUGGUCGAGUCCUCCUUCUUGCCUGGCCUGGGGAAAGGCAUGUUCUGUCGCCAAGAUGAAAUAGAAUCAAAGCUUUUGAAGAUUGAGGGUCUGAUUACUUCUCUUGGAAAACACAUACAUUCAAAGCCCAGAGCGAUGUCUCCCCUGGUGCUCCACUUCCCAGAGAGGAACUCAGAGAGUUAUGCCCUGGCCCACCUAACUCACCCCAUGGACCUGCACUCCUUCACCGCCUGCAUGCACCUGAGGACGCGCUCUGGAGGGGUACACACUGUCCUGUCAUACUCCAGCCAGGGCAACGACAACGAACUGAUGAUCACCAUGGGAUAUGAGGUGGGUCUGUGGAUCGGCAACGAGUUUGUCAACCUGCCCCACAACUUCCACUCCCAUGACUGGGCCAACUACUGUGUCACCUGGUCGUCCCACUCCGGGGGGGCUGAGCUGUGGAUCAACGGGCUGGUGGGGGAGGAGCAGUACCUCCGGGGGGGCUACACGAUCAGCCCAGCAGGGGUCUUCAUCCUGGGCAAGGAACAGGACGGCUUCCUGGGGAUCUCUGACACGGGCGCCUUCGUGGGUCAGAUGACGGAUGUCAACGUGUGGGACUAUGUUUUGAGCUCGGCUGAGAUCCAGGAACAGAUGUCCUGUGACACCACCUCUCCGAAGGGGAGCGUGUUCAGCUGGGGGGUCACUCAUCUGAGUCUCUAUGGAGGGGUGCAGCUGGAGACAGACUACAGGUGUCACUGAGGGGAGCAGACAGCUGCAGCACAGGGGGGCCUGGGUGGUGUUCAGUAGGGCACAACAUAGCAAAACACGUUGUAACGGAAAUAAAAUAUAAAUAAUCUCCAGUCAAUAUAUCAAAUCUAUCCUUUACUGCUGCUGACUAUUGAGUAUGAAGAGUAACUCAUCUAUUUGAGACAAGGCUAUCAGGUUCAGUAUGACAAUGUUUAUUGUAUAAGGGAA